CUCCGGCCGUCAGUCGGUGGUCGUGAAUGGUCGCACGUACGCUCGCGGGGUUGACGGGCGCGUCUACCUACAUCCGCGAGAAAGGCGAUGGAGGCUUCGUGCGCCUCGCCGACGAUCGAGUGAGAGACACGCCGUUCGUUUUGAUCGCCAUCGCCGUGCGCGUUCACGAAGCGUGCGUUUCGUGAUAAGGCUGCAUGGACGGACGCACGGACAGAGCAGCGCGAAAAGAAGGGUGCCCACGAGCAACGGGGGCGACAAAAUGUCGUACCACUAUUUAUCGUGAACGAGUCAAGUGAACGUGGGAGAGGGAAAAAGAGAAAACGAGCGGACGAGCGAACGGAAAGAAAGAGAGGGAGAGGGAGGAAAAAGGGGGUUGAGCACCGUGGCGAUAUCUCUCUCUCUCUCUUUCUCUCUCUUCUCGUGUUGUUUGGUACGCGCAGUCAUUUUUGGUGUUGUUGGUUGAUGGCUUGAUGCCUGUUUCUUUCUUUUUUUCGUUUGCUAUAUAAUUGCUGUUGCUGCCGCCGUUGAAGCCGCCGUCCGCUGCUGCAGCGGUCGCUAGCGAUCGAAUCGAAAAAAAAAAAAGAUUUACACUCGAGCGUAGCCCUUUCGUUGUCUCUCAUCGUUGUCGUCGUCGUCUUCGUUGUCCCUAUAAUACUGUCUCCCUCGCGAUAUGUAUAUACCUCCCUCUUGAAUGAGAAAACAAAAAAAGAUUUUUUCGUCCCCCCAUCGAGAAAAAACGAUGCGAAAAACAAGAAUCAUGAUAUUCCCGGGGGCCACCAGCCAGCCUGUAAUUUCUAUCUUUUUUUUAUCACGAGUAGAUGACAGUUUCUCAGUAGGUCACUACUUUUCUUCUAAUAUCUCUCUUACGAUAUCUCGUGUUCGUCGUGAACGUUUCUUGGUCCCGCGAAUAUCCGCGGAUUUUUCACGUUGAAUAUAUAUUUUCCUCUCGUAACUUUUUUUGUGCACGCAUGUACCGUGUCAUGCAUGCAUGUGUCGCUUAGCCGCUAGGCAUGAUCAACGCUUAUCACUCACUCAUUCGUCAUACGUUUUUUAACCGCUGCAUAGUUGAAUUGGAGAACGGUCCUUAGAAUCUGUCAUUCAAUUUUCUUUCAACAUGAGUAAUUUGACUCCCGUUUCAUCAACGUCAGUUAAUUAUAAUUAAAAUGUUAUAUUAUUUAUUAUUUUUAUUACUCAUUUAAGAAUCAAAGUUGGGAACUUGAACAGUGUCAAUUGAUUAUUAUUCAUCUUCUCUGCAAUUAGACUAAUAUUAAAAUUAAUUGAUGAAACGGACUCCUUACCAUUCUUAAACCUUGUGUGGCCAAUCAAUUUGCACUUUUACGGAAAAGCUGCAAGUUGAUUAGCUACAUAUUUCUCAGACCGAGAUCUCGAACCGAUUUCUAGCAUCGUGGACAUAAGGCUUUAGUAAUCAAAUAUAAUAUAUUAAUUACUAUCUUACUUAUACGUAAUAAUAUAAUUUAACUGACUUUUCUGUCUAGAAAAGUAAUUCUUUUCAAAAAUAAAAAGAUGAAAAAUUAAAUUAUUUUGGAAUUUAAUAAAUAUUGCUGAAAUCAGCUACGAAGUAUCAAAGUAAUCAUAAUGAAAAUUUACAUGUAACUGCGAUAUGUUUUAUUGCCAUUUUUCUCACUAUCUUACAAUCAUCUCACAAUAAACGCUUGUAAUUUAUAAUCAAGCACUUUUAUUUAAUGUAUAAAUAUGCAUAUAGAAUAUGCAAUAGAAAUAGCUUUUCGCUCAUUUUUUAAGCACUUUAAACUGUUAAUAGUGACAUGAAGAUUGUUAUGCUUGAAGCAAGUUCGGAGUCUGUGAACGUGCUUUCGACACACGUAAUCGAAAUUAAAUUACGAGUAAAUAUCAAUAUGUUUAAUACACAACUCAGUUGUACGUACAUUUAUGACGGUCAUGGAAAUUGCCAUGUAUGAUAUUACUAAACUUUUAAAAAUUAAUGCAAAAUCAUCUUGAGAUCGCUUCUUAAAAUAAUAGAAAUGUAACAAGAAAAUAUUACACAUAAUUGUUUAUAUAUAUGUAUAAACAGUAAUACAAUAUUCUUUUUAAAUCACUUUACAUAUAUAAAGUUAGGAACAUUUUACAUAUGCAUAUUAUAUGAUUAAGUUUGUAUAAAUGUGAAAGAAUUAUAAAUGUUAUGCAAGAUAGAAAGAAGUUUUCAGGUUUAUUUGAAAAAUUCUUUCCAGUAUGCAUAUCGUGACUGUACAAAACCUUUUUAUGUUAAUAGAACUAUAUGAAUAGCAAUUAGAUAUAAAGCUCAACUGUUCUUGUCUUGCCAUUAGGAAUUAGCGAAAACUGAAAGCAGAGCAAGACAUUCUGACGUAUAUACUUUACAUAGAAAUUUUCGGAAAAAUCACUAUUUCAAAUUCUGAGUAUUAUUUUGUUAUUUGUUAUUAAAUCAUAAUGUUAUAUAACAUAUAUAUAUACAUAUCUUAACUUUUCUAAAUGCACACUUUCUGAUACAACACGAAUGAAUUGCUCGCUACGUAUAUUGUUAUAUUCGUACUUGCUUUUCGAAUAUCCAGCGAACGCAUAACCGAAAAGUUUUAUAGAGACGCUAUAUAUAACAUGAUUCUAAUUGAUUGCAAUAUGUGUAACGUGCAGUGUUUGAGUUUUGAGAUUCAAUUUCGUAUUUCAAUUUAAAAGGUAAAAAUGAUCUUUUUCUUUUUUCAUAUCCUUUCUUCAAAUUUUAUUUUCUCUGUUUUUAUUUUAUUUAAUAUGGAAAAUGUGUUUAUUUCAUUUUGAAUUAGAAAACAAUAAUAUCUAAGAGUUAGAUUUAACAUAUUGCUUUAUUCAUGCUUUGAAAACUGUUUAAGAAGAAAAAAAGAUUGCUAUUUCGGAGAAAGCAUGGAAUAAACGUGAUGGCAAGUUAUGCUUGGAAUACGCGAAUCAAACCAAGUAAAUAAUGCGUUACGCGUUCGCUGAUUAGUGGUGACUCAACCCAACGUAAAACGAACCGCUUUCAACGUGCUUGCCACGUAGUGAUUUAGAGACGUAGACUGUAACGACGGGCGCCACAGCGGCCGGAGCUCCGUCACGUUUCUUGCCGUUCCAGAGGGGGCAAGAGAAAAAGAGAAAGAACGUGGGAGAGGAAAAGAGAAUUCUUGCGAGAUAAAAUAAGGAAUCGAGAGACACAUGACAUGGAUUGUCAGCAUCAUGCGACAUAACUCGUAACGAGAACGGGGCAGCCGGCCACGAAGCUGCUUCUGAGACGGACAGGCGGGAAGAAACCCGACAAUCUGCUGAGCGAUGUACGCCGCGGCGGGUGGUGCCAGCAUCGCCAACCGGAGGAAGCAGAAGCGGCUGCAGCUCAGCAAGCAGACACCGGUCCACGUCGUCCCGCCAAGAUUGAAGGGCGUUCCACCCGGUUCGCGUCAUCAUCAGCAGCACUACCAGCACCACCAGCACCAGCACCAGCACCAACAUCACCAUCAGUACCAGUACCAUCACCACCACCAUCACCACCACCAUCCGACCAAGCUCGUGACUAAUCGUUCGCACCAAGUUGCGCCCACAUCGCAAGUACCACGAGCACAUCAGCAACAGCAAGCGCCGACGUCGACGUCGUCGUCGUCCGCCGCGUUCCACCCGAGCAUCGACGAUCGGCACCGUCACGCCGACCACCACAAGUCCCAGCAGGUCGCGCCGGUCUCGCCGAUCCAGUUUCCGAUCUCGCCACCCCCGCUCUCCCUCGAAUCCUCGGCAUCCGCCACCUGUCCGGCCAACAAGUCCAGCAAAUUCCCCUUUCCGCCGCCCUCGAUCCUCGAUCUCCGAGCCUCGCCUCCUACUUCGGAGCUACAGUGUGGCGGUCAGGGACCUGGUAAAGCGGCAUGGCAAGGCUGCAACAGACCCUCGCCCCUUCCUUUAUCUCCUACGUCGCCUGGAUACAAUCGGGAAGGCUACAGAACGAAGCAAUGCGAGGCACAUCGGCGAUGGAUGAAGAGGAACAGGAUAAGGGAUGCCAGUUACUGCUACGGGAGCAGCGGCGAGGACGACGAGGAAGAUGACAGCAGUAACGCUAUUCGCCAGAGGGGAGAGGUCAGCGCGGCAGUGAAUACUGUGCUGUACGUGGGUCUAGGGACCACGGCGCUCGGUUUAAUUAUCUCGUUUGUCGGCAUCGGGGAAAAGGGCUUCCUAAGCCCACAGCUAAGGCUAGUCGGUCCAUCGUUACUGUGCGCCGGACUACUGUGCUGCCUGUUCCGCGUGCUACUAUGCCUCUGCCUGUGCCGUUGCGGCCCGUGCCACUGGCGAUUCUGCCACGUCGCCUCGCACAAGAAAGAGAAGGCGAGGAAAGCGGAUGCACGAUCGAUGGGAACGUUACCGACCGCCUCGCUGCUGCCGCCCACGCAAAGGCAACAGCAACAGGAACGACCGAUCGCGCCUACGAGCCGCUCCGUGUCACCAGCGACGAAGGGACACGAGCUUCUGCUCUCGCCUGCCCAAUUACCGGAGUGAAGGACAACGUGUCGCAUCACGAACGUUUUCUACGAAUGAAUUCUACGCCGAUUUACUGCCGGUUCUUGUCCAAGUACCCGACUCUAGUUUCCGUUGCGGCCUGAACCACGAGUUCUCGCAGCCUAACGAGUAGUCUGAAUGCGUCUUUAGAGCUUAAACAAUAGAAGAAUAAAGGAAUCGGCUACGUUUUUC
Molecule: messenger RNA, 4668 nt
Organism: Ooceraea biroi (clonal raider ant)
Lineage: Eukaryota; Metazoa; Arthropoda; Insecta; Hymenoptera; Formicidae
Source: RefSeq, a predicted model, not a curated record